UCCACAGAGAAAGACACACACAGGGAGACAUUACCAGCCAGAGACUGGGGACAUUUAAUCGGCUUCUUUUUUACGUUUUGUCCAUUUUUCUCUGAGAUUACGCUAGCCCUGUAGGAUUUUUAGCAAUUCUUUUCUUACCGCGCACAUAAAUGUCUCACACUGAGUUUUGGCCUCACCGAGCCGCCUCACUUGUUUUGGACAUUGUUAAACGGAGUUUAGGGUUUUAAGCCCCCCUGUUCUCAAAACGCAGCUCUGUUAGAGGGUUCUAAGCCCCUCACUCUCAAAACGCAGCUCUGUUAGAAGCUCUGGGUUGGUGUCUCCAACUAAGCACACACCAUAUUUUAGUGUAAACAGAAGACUUUUCUCUCACCGAGGAUGCUCGCAGUGACUCGGAACUUCUGCUGCUGCUGGAUGGUAACGUUGCUCCUAGCAACAGUAGCGUCGCUGGGCGCCAAAGGCGGGAACUCCUUAGCAACCGCGCGGCACGGGGCGUCGCGAGACGCCGAAAACUCCAUCAAAUCCCCGCCGCUCGGCGAGUCGCCCACAGCGGCCACCAACCGCUCAGGGGUCGCUCACAGUGGAGCGGCCAGGAAAGGCAACGUCCGCCUUCAGAUGUACCCCUGCAGCAGUGAUAAAGAGUGUUCGGUCGGUAGUUACUGUCACAGCCCUCAGCAUGCUCCCUCACGCUGCCUCACCUGCCGUCGGAGGAAGAAGCGUUGCCACAGAGAUGCCAUGUGCUGCCCUGGCAACCGGUGCAGCAACUAUAUCUGCAUCCCAUUCUCCGAGAGCCUUCUGUCGCCACACAUCUCGCCCUUAGAGGAGCACAACAAACUCUCAAGCAAAGACAAGGGCUGGAAGAGGAGUGGGAAAGCCCAAGCCAAGCUCUCCCUCAAAGGCCAUGAUGGUGACGCAUGCCUGCGUUCCUCGGACUGUUCGGAGGGCUACUGCUGCGCCCGUCACUUCUGGACCAAGAUCUGUAAGCCCGUGCUGCGUCAGGGUGAGGUGUGCACCAAGCAGCGUAAGAAAGGCUCUCACGGUUUGGAGAUCUUCCAGCGCUGUGACUGCGCCAAAGGCCUGGCCUGCAAGGUGUGGAAGGAUGCCACCUCGUACUCCAGAUCCAGACUGCAUGUGUGUCAGAGAAUCUGAGGGCGGUGCAGGUGAGGGCCCAGCAGGCGAGCUGCACCGUGGGGCCCAUCCUUUCUGCCUGAGGGCGGAACGGAGAGGACUGCUUUUUUUCCAGGACUCAGCCAUCUGUGAUGAAGGGAGGCAUGGAAGGGAGAGAGAGAGUUAGAGAGAGUGAGAGAGAGAGAGAAUAACCCAGUAUGUGUGUGUAUGUGUGUAGUUUGGGACAAACGAUUGAGAUUCGUGAUCUGACGCUGCCUUGGAUAGUACAUACCCAGCCUCUUUUCAGCAGCUUUUUUGCUGCACGUUUUAAAAACUGUAUUGAUUUGAAAGCCAUAGCCUUUCACCAGCAAUAGAUGGAGGUUCUGAAGCAAUUCCACUCUCUCUAUGCAUUUAGGUUUAUGUAUAAUACAUGUCAAACAAGACUGUGUUUACCUGUUAUCUAGUGAUUUGAAAUGCACAUGGUUCAGCAUAACUCACUUAUCAAUCAGAAAUAACCACUAUAUUUCAUGAAAACAGUAUCUAACUGUUCUGUAACACUUGUAGUAUAUAACCAUAUAUUCAUUUCUGCUAGAUCUACAUUGCUCAUACCUGCCCAGAGCAAAGCACUCUAAUUUGUGUUGUUGUAUGCAAAUGUUUGGGCACCUCUGGUCAAAUAACAUGUUUUGUUAAAGUUUUUUAAGUGACAAUAAGUUACACGUUCUCUACAGAGAAGAAA
Colossoma macropomum (tambaqui) is the source of this 1840-nucleotide messenger RNA. RefSeq names its product dickkopf WNT signaling pathway inhibitor 2 (gene dkk2). Gene Ontology annotation, biological process: multicellular organism development; negative regulation of canonical Wnt signaling pathway. The record is from RefSeq and is a predicted model, not a curated record. The transcript has 4 exons. Bases 376 to 1146 code for a protein of 256 amino acids. Gene Ontology annotation, molecular function: co-receptor binding; receptor antagonist activity. Gene Ontology annotation, cellular component: extracellular region. NCBI's taxonomy places the organism in Eukaryota, Metazoa, Chordata, Actinopteri, Characiformes, Serrasalmidae.